This is a messenger RNA of Zea mays, 2708 nucleotides long. RefSeq lists its product as uncharacterized. Gene Ontology annotation, biological process: potassium ion transmembrane transport. Gene Ontology annotation, molecular function: potassium ion transmembrane transporter activity. The transcript is spliced from 10 exons. Gene Ontology annotation, cellular component: membrane. The record is from RefSeq and is marked validated. The coding region runs from base 102 to 2402 and encodes 766 amino acids. NCBI's taxonomy places the organism in Eukaryota, Viridiplantae, Streptophyta, Magnoliopsida, Poales, Poaceae.
GUGGUACCACCACACACAGCCCCCUGUGCCCUCCUGCCGUCCGUGACGUGACGCAGCCGAGCCGCGCGCGCGCUCCGGGCCGGACGCCUCCGCUCGAAUCGAUGGACGCCGAGGCCGGCGUCGCCGGCGCCGACCAGCUUCCGCGGAGGCAGUACUACCUGAAUCUACUGCUUUUAGCUUACCAGAGCUUUGGUGUUGUUUACGGGGACCUGAGCACAUCGCCUCUCUACGUGUAUAAAAGUACGUUCUCUGGAAAGCUCAGACACUACCAAGACGAGGAGACAGUGUUCGGCGUACUUUCGCUCAUCUUUUGGACCUUCACUCUGAUUCCUUUGCUUAAGUAUGUCAUCAUCGUCUUGAGUGCUGAUGAUAACGGCGAAGGUGGACCAUUCGCUCUCUAUUCGCUCCUUUGCAGGCAUGCAAAACUCAGCUUGCUGCCAAAUCAACAAGCAGCUGAUGAGGAGCUAUCUUCAUACUAUAGAAAUGGGUUCGCGCCUCGCAAUGGAUCUUCACCUUGGUCAAGAAGGUUUCUGGAGAAGCACAAAAAAAUGAGGACUCUGUUUCUUCUCAUAGUUCUCUGUGGCGCUAGCAUGGUGAUUGGUGAUGGUGUCCUUACCCCAGCAAUCUCAGUACUCUCGUCUAUGUCUGGAUUACACGUUCGAGCUACUGGUCUACAUCAUAGUUCUGUAGUUCUCCUUUCAUGCAUUGUGUUGGUUGGUCUAUUUGCAUUGCAACACCGAGGUACUCAGAAGGUUGCAUUCAUGUUUGCACCAAUUGUCAUCAUCUGGCUGCUUUCCAUUGGAGGAAUUGGUUUAUACAACAUUCUUCAUUGGAACCCAAAUGUAUAUCAAGCUCUCUCUCCAUAUUAUAUGGUUAAGUUCUUUAGAAAGACAGGCAGUGAGGCAAUGUUUGCUGACCUUGGUCACUUUACGAGUGCAUCUGUCAGGGUGGCUUUUAUUACCGUCAUAUACCCAUGCCUUAUGCUACAAUAUAUGGGUCAUGCUGCAUUUCUGUCGAAGAACACAUUUCACAUGCCGACAGGUUUUUAUGAUACUAUCCCAGAACCAGUGUUUUGGCCUGUCUUUGUGGUGGCCACACUUGCUGCUGUUGUUGGUAGCCAAGCUGUUAUUUCAGCAACAUUCUCCAUUGUGAAACAAUGCCAUGCUUUGGGAUGUUUCCCGCGAGUGAAGGUUGUCCACACAUCGAGGUGGAUCUAUGGGCAGAUAUAUAUUCCAGAAAUAAAUUGGAUUCUUAUGGUUCUUUGCGUCGCUGUCACUAUUGCAUUUCGUGAUACUACUCUUAUUGGCAAUGCCUACGGUAUUGCAUGCAUGACUGUUAUGCUUGUUACUACAUUCUUGAUGGCAUUAAUAGUCAUCUUUGUUUGGCAAAGGAACAUAAUAUUUUCCCUAGUUUUCCUGGUUUUCUUUGGAUCCAUUGAAGCUGUAUAUCUUUCGUCAUCUCUCAUGAAGGUUCCUCAGGGAGGAUGGGUGCCUCUUGUGCUUGCAUUCAUAUUCAUGUCAGUCAUGUACAUCUGGCACUAUGGGUCAAGGAGGAAGUACCAGUUUGACCUACAGAACAAAGUAUCAAUGAGAUCCAUCCUAUCUCUCGGUCCAAGCCUUGGCAUAGUUCGGGUUCCUGGUGUUGGAUUGAUUUACACAGAGCUGGUCACUGGUGUACCCUCCAUCUUCUCCCAUUUUGUCACGAAUCUCCCUGCCUUCCAUGAAGUUCUAGUCUUUCUCUGUGUGAAGUCAGUGCCAGUGCCAUAUGUUUCACCAGAUGAGCGAUACCUUGUGGGUAGGAUUGGACCUAAAGAAUAUCGGAUGUACCGUUGCAUUGUUAGAUAUGGUUACAAAGAUGUGCAGAGAGAUGAUGACAAUUUUGAGAACAUGUUAGUUAUGAGCAUCGCAAAGUUUAUUAUGAUGGAAGCAGAAGAUGCUUCUUCAGCAAGUUAUGAUAUCGCUAACGAAGGAAGGAUGGCGGUCAUAACAACCACUGAUGCCUCUGGCAGCCCAUUGGCCAUGAGGGAUUUCGACGGCCUAGCUGACUCCAUGUCUACGAGGAGCAGUAAAUCAGAAAGCCUUCGAAGUUUGCAAUCCUCCUACGAGCAAGAAUCCCCGAGUGUAAACCGGCGCCGCCGUGUCCGCUUUGAGGUCCCAGAGGAGGAUGGCAUGGGUCAGCAAGUGAAAGAAGAACUCACGGCACUAGUUGAAGCGAAACAUGCUGGGAUCGCAUACAUCAUGGGGCAUUCUUAUAUCAAAGCCAGGAGGAACUCAAAUUUCCUGAAGAAGUUUGCUAUUGAUGUUGGUUACUCUUUCCUCCGGAAGAACUGCAGAGGCCCAUCAGUCACGCUGCACAUUCCACACAUUAGUCUGAUAGAAGUCGGCAUGAUCUACUAUGUUUAGCUUAAGGCCCAUUGCCGAAGCUCACAUGUGGAUACCCGGUCGGGGCAAUGCUUGUGCUGUCUGCGGAUUGUGGUGUGGAAGGAGUUCAGGCUUGUUCGUUCUGGGCCAAGUUUCAGCUUGUAGAGAAGAAGGCAGACUUCUUUGUUAAUAUUAUUUUUAGCCUAAAUAAACCAGCACAAUGUUAGACGGUGAUGUUUCUCAUUUGGCAUAUUUGCAUGCAUGCUCUGUAAUUUUUUCUGCGAGCUAUGUGAUGGAAAUAUAUGCAUCAUCUUUAUAAACUGGUCAGGGUUCUACUCCUUCCGUUUC